Micropterus dolomieu (smallmouth bass) is the source of this 5698-nucleotide messenger RNA. RefSeq names its product tbl1x receptor 1a (gene tbl1xr1a). The transcript has 15 exons. The coding region runs from base 130 to 1677 and encodes 515 amino acids. NCBI's taxonomy places the organism in Eukaryota, Metazoa, Chordata, Actinopteri, Centrarchiformes, Centrarchidae. Gene Ontology annotation, biological process: regulation of transcription by RNA polymerase II. The record is from RefSeq and is a predicted model, not a curated record. Gene Ontology annotation, molecular function: transcription corepressor activity; protein binding. Gene Ontology annotation, cellular component: histone deacetylase complex.
CUACCUCUUGUUGUUGCAGGUUCUAAGCUUAUGGUACACGGCCCUGACUGAACAUACUGGUGGUGCAUACAGACUUAUUACUGUGGCUAGGUGUGUGCGUGCUGACCUCAUGGUGUAACAGGAGUAAAGAUGAGCAUUAGCAGUGAUGAGGUCAACUUCCUGGUCUACAGAUACCUACAGGAGUCAGGGUUCUCCCACUCAGCGUUCACAUUUGGUAUAGAGAGUCACAUCAGCCAGUCCAACAUCAAUGGUGCUCUGGUUCCCCCUGCUGCCCUCAUCAGCAUCAUCCAGAAGGGCCUGCAGUACGUCGAGGCUGAAGUCAGCAUCAAUGAGGACGGCACGUUAUUCGAUGGGCGGCCCAUUGAGUCUCUGUCCCUGAUCGAUGCGGUGAUGCCGGACGUCGUUCAGACGAGGCAGCAGGCCUACCGCGACAAAAUGGCCCAGCAGCAGGCAGCCGCUUCAGCACCGGCAGCGGCCACUGGAGGCAGCAUCGCCGGCAACGCCAAGAAUGGAGAGAAUACUGCCAACGGGGAGGAGAACGGAGCCCAUGCCUUAGCUAACAACCACGCAGACCUGAUGGAGGUAGACGGAGACGUGGAGAUCCCUCAGAACAAGGCGAUGGUCCUGAGGGGCCACGAGUCAGAAGUCUUCAUCUGUGCCUGGAACCCAGUCAGCGAUCUGCUGGCAUCAGGGUCCGGUGAUUCGACGGCUCGUAUCUGGAACCUGAGUGAGAACAGUACGAGCAGCUCCACGCAGCUGGUCCUGAGGCACUGCAUACGAGAGGGAGGGCAGGAUGUCCCCAGCAACAAAGAUGUCACCUCGCUAGACUGGAAUAGCGAGGGCACGCUGUUAGCAACAGGCUCCUACGAUGGUUUUGCCAGAAUAUGGACGAAGGACGGAAACCUGGCCAGUACACUUGGCCAACACAAAGGUCCCAUAUUUGCCCUUAAGUGGAAUAAAAAAGGCAAUUUUAUCCUCAGUGCAGGAGUAGACAAGACAACAAUCAUAUGGGAUGCCCAUACAGGAGAAGCCAAACAACAGUUUCCCUUCCAUUCAGCUCCAGCACUAGACGUAGAUUGGCAGAGCAACAAUACAUUCGCCUCCUGUAGUACAGACAUGUGCAUCCACGUCUGUAAACUGGGACAGGACAGACCCAUUAAAACAUUCCAGGGACACACAAAUGAAGUAAAUGCAAUCAAGUGGGAUCCCACAGGGAACCUGCUAGCCUCCUGCUCAGACGAUAUGACGUUGAAGAUUUGGAGUAUGAAGCAGGACUUGUGUGUCCAUGACCUGCAGGCCCACAGUAAAGAAAUCUACACCAUCAAAUGGAGCCCCACUGGCCCCGGAACCAAUAAUCCCAGCGCGAACCUCAUGCUAGCCAGCGCAUCGUUUGACUCCACAGUUCGCCUUUGGGACGUGGAGAGAGGCAUCUGUAUCCAUACGCUGACUAAACACCAGGAGCCGGUCUACAGCGUGGCUUUCAGCCCCGACGGUCGGCAUCUGGCCAGCGGCUCCUUUGACAAAUGCGUGCACAUCUGGAACACGCAGACGGGCGCUUUAGUCCACAGUUACAGAGGGACGGGGGGAAUCUUUGAGGUUUGCUGGAAUGCAGCAGGGGACAAAGUGGGAGCCAGCGCAUCAGACGGAUCUGUGUGUGUACUAGACCUUCGGAAAUAGUGCUGCUGUUUGUUGGAAGACAUGGACCGACCAUGAAUGUGUACAUAGCCAAAUGACUGUCCCUGCCUGCCCUGCGUACUGCUCACGCUUACGACCAUGGCCCCGCCCACUGACAGACAGGAAGCAGGAAACAGGAACAGGAAGCAAGCACUCGACACAGGAGGUCCAGAGACGGGAAUGAGCAGAUGGACAGACGGACAGAUAAAUGGGCGGAUGGAAGUGCCCCUCUCUAUCUGUGCAGACUCUUCCAGAGAUGCAGAAGGGACGCAGUGGGAAAAAAAGAAAAAACUGAUAGACAAAAAAAAGUUACAGAUCCGUAUAUGUACCAAAAUUUGGAAGCUAUUUUUUCGUUUUUGAUCUUUAAACCAUGCUCAUCGUCAUCAAUAUGAAAAACAAUGAAAAAAGUGUUGAUCUUUGUUACUAGUUGGAUCUCAUUGUGCAGACAUAUCAACUUCUCCACCAUAAAAUAGGAUGGCACUUAGUUUUUUUAAAUUUCAGAUAUCUUGUUUCAAUGUUUAUAUAUUUUUUAUCUUUGGGGGAGGGGGCAGGAGCCGGUCAUGUCCGAGUUUUAUUAAUUGGAGAAGUACAAAGAUACAAAGUCAUUCAGACACGCGCACCAAACAGUUCUCAAAAACCGUGUCGUCAUGAUUUCAAACCUAUGUGGCAAACAUAAAGGCUUCUUAUCAUGCAUUUCAGCAGUGGUUUCCGCAGCAGCGAUCGGUCAUAUGGUUAACCUCAAAAUGCAGUUAUUCAUGUGUUGUGUUCUCCAGAGCACAAACUCUGAACUCCCCUGGUACAUUUACAUGGCCAUGAUGUACAUCUAGAUGCUUUAAAAACAGCUCCUCUGUGCACUAUUUGAUCUAGAUGGUUUUAUCCACAGUUCUCCCCUCUGGACUCUUAGCAGUUACUCAUUGGAUAAAAAAAAAAAAGAAAAUAGUUCCAAUUGGCAAGAAGCCGACCUCCACUUGUUUGAAUGUUCAAGGCUGUUCUGAGUUUUAGGUAAUGCAACGGUAAGUCAGGUCCCAUCUCAGAUUACAUACUGUACUCAGCCCAGAAGCAUUCCAGCAGUUGUUUUUACCUUUACAAAACACAUUUACAUAAAGAACUCUGCAGUGCACUAUGAAUAGUGUCCUCCUUUACAUUGCUUUGAAAGGCUUUAGAGAGUUUACUCAUCAUUUGUAAAACUUCAAACAUUUCAACGUUUUAAACCUCAAGGGCCUCAAAUCAUCAAACACAUCAAACAACUGAAGGGUGGUGGUGAAAGCCACCAGCAGCAAAUCACCCUAUCUAAUGUGUUUUAAUGGUUUUAGUUUUUUGCAGAUUGGACAUUCUCGGAGGCAGGUGCUCUGGAGGCAGAAACAAUCUCAGUGACUUAAACCACAGAGGGCAGAGCCAAAGAAAAAUCCAGAGUAAAAGACGAGCUUGCUAAUAUUACAAACUCUAGAGCUCAGCACUGUUGGUGUAUUUGUGCAAGAAUGGUUUUUCUAUUAUUCAUUAUUUGAAAGCAUUCAGGCAUUAUUCCAACAGCAGAAAGUAACUUUUUUUUUUUUAUUGUUAUGUAUUUGUAGUGGUUUAUUAACAAGUGAAAUACACACGGUUUGUAGUUACGUUUUAAAUAGCUGAAUCAACUUUGUUAGAGGGAUUAUUUACAUGUGGCUGCCGGCAUUGGUGGCUUUGCUGCCCUUUAGAAAGCAGUUUGACACUUCUGUGGGAGGUAUACGAUUACAAGUAGGAGGCUGACAUUAAGAGCUUUGCCCACUUGGCUGAUCAUGAUUAUGUAAUAGUCUGAGCGACAGUCAUGCUGUGUCUGAAAUCAUUCUUUAUUCUAAGUAACAGACUCCAUAGUGACAUUACAUUAAGAUUCUGUCUCGGUGACAGGUGUGAUGUCGCACGACUGUAAUUUAUGUACCUAUCAAACGUGACUCCUUGUGGGAUUGUUAGCAGAAAGAAACUUUUUAUAUUUAAGAAUUUUUAGAGCACUAUAUAGAGCCCACGUUUCCCACUCAGAAUUCAGAUUCUCAAAUAAAAUGUUGGUGAGUACAUAUAGCGAGUGAUUUUGAACACAGCCUCUGUCUGCCUGUAUUAAGCUAGCUGGCUUAGCUAAAACUACGUCUUCAAAAUAGCCAUGUUUGCUAGCUGUAGUGAAGUUGCCUGUUUAUUUUAGGCAAUGUCUUAAUUGCUAUGUCAUGAAUGAAUUGCCUUGUUAUCUUUUAAGUAGUAUUUCAUCUUCAACAUUCAAAUUAGCCAGUUUGCUAACUGUUUGUUCUGUGGCUCUGCUCUGUUGAAGGUUUAAUUCAAACAAUAACUUAAUUAUUGCACAGCUGCUCUGCCUCCGAGAACUACAGACAUUUUAAUCUGAUGUAAUUUUUUUUUCUUACUGUUUAAUUCAACCACCCAAUUUUCUCUGGCAUGGAGGGGGGGAAGGGGGCUUCGGUGUGACUUUUUGGCUGUCUUCUCACCUUCAUCCUUGGUUCUCCACGUCCAAAAUUCUGCUUAGGUUCCUUACUGACGAGAUAUUUUUUGUACUCUUUUAAAGACAAAUUUAAAGUUACAUUUUUGUAAUUUCUUUGUAGAUUUGAAAAAUGUGAAUUGAUGAUUUAUUGGCAGUGUUAAUUUCCAUGUUCCAUAAAUUUGAAAGGUUUUCUUUUGUUACUUUGAUGCUAUUGCAAAUCUUGCAACAAAAAAAAAAAGGUAGACCCUGUCAUGUGAGGCUUAUUGAGCUGAGCUGUCAUUCUGAAGGCACCUUGCCUGGGAAGAGUUUUCCAGGAGUUUUUCAAAUUACCACUAAAUUUUGUCUAUGUUGUAAUAAAGAAAUGUUUUACUUUUUCUUUUGCUUGAAUCUUUUUGGGAACCUUUUUCCCAGAAAAUUACUUUCUCCUGAAACUAUUGGCUUCCACAAAAGACAGUUUAAAAAAAAAGUCUUUAAAUUGAAUAAAAUGGUAAUUUUUCAAUCAAGCCGAGACUCGAGGGAAUUUGUUCCCCUUUUUUCAGCCACAGUUGGGAGACAGACACAGAUGUUUUGUGGAGAAACGUCCUCUGGAAGCAGAUAGAAUUGCAUUGGUUGAAUAUGGCGUGUCUAAAUUGUUUGAGAUUCAGAUUUUGAGCACAGAAAAAUUAGUUUUUAGAUAUCAAUUUUCUUUUUACAGCGAAAACCUUUUAUCACCCAAAGAGUUUGAUUUGAAUAGCCAAAAAUCUGUUGUCUCUCAGUACACGUGUUUGUGUGGUUGCUCUUAAUCACAUUCUUUCAAAUUCCCUGCUGAGUUGACGGCAUGUCUGCGCUGUGCAUCUUCAGGUUUGCCUGUGUGCUCGUUCAGCCUGACUGGAUAACUGAAGUACGUCAUUUGUAAUUGGCUGUUUUGUCUUCAGUCCGAUCAUUAGUUGGCCAGUCCCUAAGGGAGUAGGGAAGCACUCAUUAAAAUAUAAUUUAUGUAUGAAAUAUCUUUUUCUGCGCUAACAACACUCACUAAUUAUUGAGACACAAAUAUAAUUCCAUACUCAGUGGCCAGAGCCAAAGAGCUGUAGUUUGGCUUCACUCAGAGGUUUAAUGAAACCAAACACAUUACAUCUGCCUCCAGAGCACCUCUGCUUCUGUGAAAUGUUUGUACAACUACAAACAAGCUUUAUUUUCUCCUGUGUGCCCUGUAAUAAAAUGGGAGAUUUCUAAUAAUGGACGUGUUCCUAUUUAGAAUCUGUGUACAAUUUCAUUGUUUUUUUCUCCCUGUAUUUAAAGCACUUGAGCCAACAGUUCUGAAAAUACGUCAUACUGGGAAAUUCCUCUGUGUUCAUGCCAUCCUUGGGUCUGUGCCGCACAGUGUGUCUGGUUAAACGUGGCCAAAGUUGGGGAGUCAGCCUUUCUGUGCCGCCACAACAGAGCACCAUGUCAGCCCAGCAGCAUCUCUCCCAGGGGGUCUCCAAGCCUUUGUUUUUGUCUUUCUUUCUGCAACUCGCAUCACAUCGAUCUGUUAUCAUUUAAGUCAGAUCAGUGAAACAAAAGUCCAGAAUAAAAUAUAUUUUGAUAAGA